AUUAAACAAUCUGUUUUUUAGAUGAUGAAGAAGAGAAACAGAAUAGAUCUUCCCGAGGAUUUGGUAGUGGAGAUACUCUCUAGGGUUCCGGCGGAAUCUUUGGUACGAUUACGAACUACAUCCAAAAGAUGGAACGUUCUGAUCAAAGAUGGGAGAUUUGCUAAGAAACACUAUGCUAAUGCACCAAGGCACUCUCUGAUUAUCAUGUUGAUUGCUUUUAGGGUUUAUCUGGUGAGCGUCGAUCUCCAUGAGAUUAACAACAACAAGGUAAAGGUAAUAAGUCAAUUUAGCCUAAAAGAUCCUCUUUCUGAUUCUUUGAUUGAUAUUUGCAAAGUCUUUCAUUGCGACGGCUUAUUGCUAUGCACCACCAUAGACAAUAGACUAGUUGUUUCGAAUCCGUGUUCAUGUGAAAUUAAGUGGAUCCAACCAAGAAAUUCCUACAAGAAAUUCGAUAUCUAUGCUUUCGGUAAAUCCUCAUGCAACAAGUACAAAAUCUUGAGGAUGGAUCAAUUUGAUUAUACUAGCCCAGUAUUACUUGACUACGAAAUCUAUGACUUUAACUCUAAUUCUUGGAGAGUUAUUGGUAAGAUAAUUAGGGAAUGGUUCAUACCGCGGUGUACGGACCGCGGCAUGUCUGUUAAUGGAAACACUUACUGGCUUGCUUCUACUAACGACUUCACAAGUGGGCAUUUUAAACUUGGUUUUGAUUUUUCAACAGAGAGUUUUGCAAGGGUAUCUCUUCCGGGUGAUCAUCUUCCUGAUCGUAUUUUUGCUUUAUCAGUUACUAGAGAAGAUCCAAAAAUUUGUAUAGCUACUCGGAGCAUCAUUCAAGAACUCCAUAUAGAUGUAUGGAUUGCAACUACGAUUGAGAGUACGGGAGCUGCGUCAUGGAGAAAAUUCCUAUCAGUUAAUUUAGCAAAUCUCUACAAGCCUUUUUGCUUUGCUCGUGGGAUGAAUUUCUUGGUCGACCAGGAGAACAAAGUUUUGGUGUGUCGCGGUAAAUAUUGGGUCUCUGACGUUUUCUUACACGUUGUGGGAAAGGAUAAAUGUAUACAAGUGGAUCAUCAUGAUGCAGAAUCUCGAUGCUCACUUGUCGACAAUUAUGUUCCAACUUUGGUUCAAAUCCAACAAGGUUUAUAAUUCUUCGAGUGAGGCAAAAAGGAAGUAGCUAGAAGAUCUAGUAAUCUAUGAUUGUCACACUAAGUUAUGUAUUAUCUAUCCAAGUCUUGAUAUUUGAUUUUAAAAGAAGUCAUAUAAUGGCGUUUUAAGAGAAAAAAAAUGGCGUUUUUAGAAAAAAAAGUGUCCACUCGUUUCUUUAUGUCUUACGACACCUACCUUCCGAUCCGUACUUUUGCUCGUGCGAGUGCAUAGAAAAAGGAAAUGAG
Messenger RNA from Arabidopsis lyrata subsp. lyrata, 1385 nucleotides. RefSeq names its product putative F-box protein At4g10190. Lineage: Eukaryota; Viridiplantae; Streptophyta; Magnoliopsida; Brassicales; Brassicaceae. The record is from RefSeq and is a predicted model, not a curated record. Gene Ontology annotation, molecular function: protein binding.